Messenger RNA from Eurypyga helias (sunbittern), 2293 nucleotides. RefSeq names its product sushi, von Willebrand factor type A, EGF and pentraxin domain-containing protein 1-like. The transcript is spliced from 16 exons. Gene Ontology annotation, molecular function: Notch binding; calcium ion binding. Gene Ontology annotation, biological process: Notch signaling pathway. The record is from RefSeq and is a predicted model, not a curated record. The annotation marks the transcript as partial. NCBI's taxonomy places the organism in Eukaryota, Metazoa, Chordata, Aves, Eurypygiformes, Eurypygidae.
GCUUGAAAUGUGAAACAGAAGUUGAUGAGUGUAAAUCAUCUCCAUGUCACAACAAUGGAAUGUGUAAAGAUGGCAUUGGGACCUUUGUUUGCGAUUGCCAACCAGGCUAUUCAGGUCUCUUGUGUGAGGAAGAUAUAAAUGAGUGUAGCUCCAGUCCGUGUUUGAACGGAGCCCACUGCGUUGAUGGCAAGAACAGCUACCGCUGCACUUGUUCAAAAGGAUUCACAGGUGCUCACUGUGAAAUGGAGGUCAAUGAAUGCCUUUCAAACCCGUGUCUUAAUAGGGCUAUUUGUGAAGAUCGAGUUGGCAGUUUCGCCUGCAAAUGCCUCCCAGGUUUUACUGGUGUCUUGUGUGAAAGAAACAUCGAUGAGUGUCUCAGCAGACCCUGUAGGAAUGGAGCUACAUGCAGAGAUGGUAUCAACAGCUUCAGGUGUCUGUGUGUGACAGGGUACACUGGACUAAACUGUGAAGUGAACAUCAAUGACUGUGACUCCAGUCCCUGCUUAAACCAUGCCACCUGUGUGGAUGCCUUGAACUCGUACGUUUGUAAAUGUCCCCCUGGCUUUACAGGCAGCAGGUGUGAAACAGAACAGUCCUCUGGUUUCAAUCUUGAUUUUGAAGUCUCUGGUAUCUAUGGAUACGUCAUGCUUGAUGGUGUUUUUCCAUCCCUUGGUGACAUCACAUGUACAUUCUGGAUGAAGUCCACUGACACCACGAACUACGGGACUCCCAUUUCUUAUGCAGUGGAGAAUGGAAGUGAUAAUGCAUUUCUUCUGACUGAUUACAAUGGCUGGGUUCUUUAUGUAAAUGGGAAAGAGAGAAUCACAGACUGUCCUUCAGUGAACGAUGGUAACUGGCAUCACAUUGCAGUCACAUGGACAUGCACGGAUGGGGCAUGGAAAGUGUACAUUGAUGGAAAGCUGUCUGACGGAGGCAGCGGUCUCUCUGUUGGCUCAAAAAUCUCUGGUGGUGGUGCACUUGUACUGGGACAAGAGCAAGAUCAGAAAGGAGAAGGAUUCAACCCAGCUGAAUCUUUUGUGGGCUCCAUCAGCCAGCUCAACAUAUGGGACUAUGUCCUGUCUCCACAGCAGGUAAAAUCUCUGGCUACAUCCUGUCCAGAAGAACUCCAAAAAGGAAAUGUAUUAGCCUGGCCAGAUUUCCUGCCAGGAGUUGUUGGAAGAGUGAAGAUAGAUUACAAGAGUAUAUUUUGUGCUGACUGUCCAUCUUUGCAAGGAUCCAUACCACAUCUGCGGGCCUCUUCUGCUGAUUUAAAGCCAGGGUCAAAAGUGAGCCUUUCCUGUGACCCAGGCUUCCAGAUAGUGGGAAACUCUGUUCAGCACUGCCUUAACCUGGGACAGUGGACACGGCCUUUUCCCCGCUGUGAAAGAAUCAGCUGUGGAGUGCCUCCACCUUUAGAAAAUGGAUUUUAUUCUGCUGAGGACUUUUUUGCUGGCAGUACUGUUACGUAUCACUGCAACAGUGGCUACUAUUUGUUGGGCGAUUCCAGGAUGUUGUGUCUGGACAAAGGGAGCUGGAGCAGCAUUUCACCGUCUUGCCUUGAUGUUGAUGAGUGUGCUGUUGGAUCAGACUGCGAUGAGCAUGCAUCAUGUCUCAACACAAAUGGAUCCUAUGUUUGCACAUGCAUCCCUCCUUACACAGGAGAUGGUAAAAAAUGUGCAGAACCACUGAAGUGCCGUAAUCCAGGAAAUCCAGAGCAUGGCCACUUAUACGGGGACACUUACAGUGUUGGCAGUGAAGUAAGGUUUUCCUGUGAAGAAGGGUUUCAGCUGACAGGAGUAACUAAACUCACAUGCAUGGAGUCUGGAGAGUGGAGCCACCCACUACCAUAUUGUGAAGCUAUAUCCUGUGGUGGUCCAGUUAUUCCAGCGAACAGUGCCAUUAUGGGCUCAGAUUUUACAUACCGCAAUAAGGUGGUGUACAGAUGCAGUGAUGGAUACAAGCUAGUGGGUGAAAAGGAAAUUCUGUGCCUUGCUAGUGGCAUUUGGAGUCAUCCUCCCCCCUCCUGUGAAAUGGUGACUUGUCCUAGCCCACAGGAUAUCAGUAACGGAAAAUACACAAUCACUGGCACAACCUACCUUUCCUCUGUAUCCUACACCUGUGACAAUGGAUACAGGCAUUCCCUUGCAGUCCAGCUGCAGGCAGGGAACUGGAACAGCACACCUCCAGCUUGCAACGUUGUCUCGUGUGGAUCCCCUCCUGCCAUUAAAGAUGCGGUUAUCAAUGGAAAUAACUUUACUUUUGGAAACACGGUCUCUUACACGUGUAAGGAAGG